AUGAUUGGCAUCAAGAUUAGCCUUCUAAAGGAUAGUUCGAUGAUUGCUAGUCGGGCUGGCAUGUAUAAACUGAGUGGUGUAUCCCGUAUCCAGCUCCGUAACAGGACGGCGACUCUAUGGAACAAAAGAUUCUACUCAUCUGACAAUGUUAUUCCUGUUCACAAUUACAACAAGAAAAAGGCUGUGAAAUGGGUUGUUUUGACUGGUGUUACUUUAGUGUUAGGAAGUUUGUUAUUACAACGUACAAAUAAAGAAGAUGAUAAAGAGGAUAAAGAAGGCUCAAAAAGGGGUCCUAGAAUUAAAAUCUUCGACAAUAAUUGGUUGUUUUUCUGCUAUUCAACGUUGCCAUUGAAUGCCUUGUCGCGGUUGUGGGGUCAAGUCAAUUCUUUGACGCUUCCAGUAUGGUUGAGACCUAUAAGUUUCAAAUUCUACUCAACUUUAUUUGGAGUCGACUUGAAUGAAAUGCAGGAUCCCGAUUUGACGCAUUAUAAGAACCUGUCUCAGUUUUUUUACAGGGAGAUUAACCCAGAAAAGCGUCCUAUUGCACCGGGAGAUGACGUUGUUGUGUGUCCUAGUGAUGGUAAAGUUCUUCAAUUGGGUGUGAUUGACUCUCAGACCGGCCAGAUUGAGCAAGUGAAGGGAAUGACGUACUCUGUUAGAGAAUUCCUUGGUACUCACUCGCAUCCUUUAAUGACAAGAAACAGCUCAUCAGAUAGUAUCAAUACUAGUUCUUCUGAUGAGGAGCAAGCGGAGUUCGCAAGAAUCAACAAUAUACCUUACACACUAAGCGAUAUGAUCGGUGAAACUCCAGGCGGUCAAAACCCCCAUUUGCAAGAAAUCAAAUACAAAGAAGAAGGUGACAAAUCUUUGGAGAGUGCUUCGCCUUCUGGCACAAAAAUUGUCAAACUAUUAGGACAGCUCUCGACUCACUAUUUAAGUAAAGCGACUAAUACUGACCCUACAAACACACAACUUUUCUUCGCUGUAAUCUAUUUGGCGCCUGGUGAUUACCAUCAUUACCAUUCCCCUGUAAAUUGGGUUUGCAAGUUGCGUCGUCAUUUCCCUGGGGAGCUAUUUUCAGUCGCACCAUACUUCCAACGUAAUUUUCCCAAUCUAUUCAUCCUGAAUGAACGUGUUGCUUUGCUUGGUCAUUGGAAACAUGGCUUCUUUAGUAUGACUCCCGUAGGGGCCACAAAUGUUGGUUCCAUAAAGUUGAAUUUUGACAAAGAGCUAAUAACGAAUGAAAAGAGAAUUCAAAAGCUAAAACCGCAUACGUGUUACGAAGCAACUUAUGAAAACACUAGUACUAUUUUGGGCGGUGUUCCUCUCGUCAAAGGCGAAGAAAUGGGAGGAUUUAUGCUGGGCAGUACCGUCGUCUUAUGUUUUGAAGCUCCUAGUGAUUUCAAAUUUGAUAUUAAGGUCGGCGACAAGGUAAAGAUGGGUCAACCUUUGGGUGAAUCGAAUUAA
This is a messenger RNA of Lachancea fermentati, 1467 nucleotides long. The record is from the annotation of a GenBank genome assembly. Lineage: Eukaryota; Fungi; Ascomycota; Saccharomycetes; Saccharomycetales; Saccharomycetaceae.